GGCUGACGCCUGGCUCCUCUCACACCAAUGAGGCCGCAGCAUAGAUGGGUCCCGUCCCACCCCCAGGAAGGUGUGUCCCGGGUUGCCUCACCUGAAACUUCCUAGGAGAAUGAGAUCCCUCCCGCUUUGGGAGGGGAGGGGCAGGCUAGGAGGGUGGGGCGGCUGGGGCCUGAGUCGGGGACUGCCGGCAGGAGCUGGGACCCCAGUGGAGAUCUUUCUACCCAGACAGCUCGGACCAUGUGACACUGACCAGGAAUCAGCCCUGAUGGAGGCUGAAAGGCCUCCUUGUGAUGCUUCUACUCCAGCUACUGCUCUGGAGGAAUGCCACACCUUUCCAAUGUCUCUCAUGAAGAGCAGCUGUAUCCCUGGUUCAGAGCCUGAAGCAGCAGAGACAGAGGACCCUGCCUGGGAAUGGGCUGAGGAUGAUGAUAGUGUCUUUGGGGCCCAGCAGAGAGAUCUGUGUAAUCCAAGCCCAACUGAAGAGACACCACCCACUCUUUGCCAGGAGGAUUCUCUAGGCUCUUUGGAGCCUGACUAUGGAGAUGCUGUGACUGCAGAGUCAGGAGUUCAGAGACCUUCAGGGCUAGCAUCCCAGGGCCUCCAAGAGGGCCAUGUGCCUUUCAACCCCACGGAGAGCUCUGUCUGCCCCACCCUGGUUGCUAGCCUGGACAUUGGCCCCAUCCCCAAUGAAAUAAGUAGUGAGAUUGGGGUAGAAUCUUGGCCAGAGGUCCCUAACCCUCUGAAGGAAACUGAAAGGUCAGAAGCCAGUGAAAUGGUGGAGAAAGAAGGCUUUCUUCCUUCCUCUAAUGAGGCUAGGUCCUGUUCUCCUCCUGAGGAACCCAACAGUCUGAUCUGUCAUGCAGGAAAAAGAGCUGCCCGGCAAGAGGGGGAGUCCCAGGCCCAAGAGAGGAAGGAAAAUGGAGGGCAAGAAGGGCUGUUACAUCAGAGACAAGAGGAGGCCAGGGAUCCUGGGAAACGUGGGAAGUGGGAACAGAGGGAACUAGAAGAAGAUAAAGGACAAGUUGAAUUGGUUCUGGGAAAACAAAGAGAAGGAGAGACAUUUAAUAGGGAGGUAGAAGAUCAGAAUCACAGGGAAGGGUACUUAGGAGACAGGGAUGUGGAGAAGCAGGGUCUUGGGAAAGUAGGAGAGGAGAAAAAUCAAGGAAAUGGGCUGGUAGAGGAGCAGGGAAAAGCAGAUCAUUGUGAUAAGGACCAAGAGUUAAGUGGGAAACAGGGGAAGAUAGUGGAUGAGGGUAAGGAAAAACAGGGAGCUGUAGAGGAGCCGUGGAAGCUAGAGGGAGGUAAGGAAGAACAGGAGAAUGUAGCUGGAGAAACACUGGAGGCAGAGGGAAUGGCAAGGAGAAAUGAGAAUGAGGAGAUUCAGAAGUAUUAUGGUUCCUUACCAUUGACCCAGAUUGUCCCAGGUGCCAAUAUUUCAUGGGGCUCUUUCUCAGGAGACCCUGUUUCCACUGUCAUAAAAUCUGAUACUCAGGAAGGGAUAAACACUGAGUCUUCUAGAGUUCACCUCUCCAUGUACUCUUCCUGCCCAGACUCCACUCUGAAGCCUGGCCAGGAGUCAUCAGGGCCUCUCCAGUCCAUCCCUCCUCAAAGUCUCUCUGGAAAGAAUUCUGAGAAAGAAGCAGAGCAAAAUGGCUGGGAGGAAGAGUAUGGUCUAGGAGACAGAGCAAUGCCUAUCUUGGGGAAGAAGCCAGCACCUCCAAGGCCAAUCGCUAUAGCUCCUAGAACAGAAGCCUCAACUCCUUUCAGUUCUACCAAGGCGGAUCCCAACACAACCACCUCAUCAGCUUCCUGCCCCCCUACCUUCUUUCCAAUGGGAGGUUCUUCACUCCCAUCACAUGGGCCAGAAUUCUCUAAAUCCUUUUCCUUUGACAAAGAAUUCUCUUUUCCCCACUGGGACCCUGAUGCUGCCUUAAACAUUAUCCAUAUACCCUCUCCUGGAGAGGCUCCCUUGGUACCACAUGCCAACUCUGACUGGGCCAGCACCCUAAACCUCUCAGAAGCCUCUGAGGAAACCAUCCAGUACCAUGGGAGUAACUCUGCUCCAAGCUCCUUUGGGGGAGGGCAGCCUCAGUAUCUAGCCCAGACUCCAGCUUCCUUCUAUCACUCAGAGUUGACUCAGAGACUCUCUGAGCCUGCAGUCCACCAUGUUGACAUCCCAGGAAGGGAGGAGCAGGCUAGGCUGGAGCCCUCUUCCGACCCUUCCUCCUUGAGCCAACUUCAAGAAUUCACCCCAUAUUUAGAGAUGGUUGGUGCUACCGAUAGCCAAACUUGGUGUCCACCAAAAAAGGAAGCCUCCAUCUCAGAUGGACUUAUCCAUGGCUCUCCUCCUUCUUCAUCUGUGGUGGAAAUGGGAUUACAUGAACUGCUGCCCCCCCUCCCACUACGGGAGCGGCACAGUCAUCCUCCCCUGGCAGCACAACAUAGCAGUCAUCAUGCCAAGCCCCCUGCCCAAAAACGGUAUAGCCAUCCUCCCACCUUGGCCUUAGCUUCAUUACUACCUGGCUCCCCUGAAAGACCUUCUCUCCCUGUUAAGGCAAGACAGAAUAGACCUCUGCCUUCUACCCCCAUCACAGACACUUCCCACCAUACUCAGACUCCUAGGCUGAGGUACAAUAAGCCACUACCUCCCACCCCUAUCACACCCCAGCCCUACCACCCUCCCACAUCUACCACCCUAAGUAAGAAAAACAAACCUCUUCCUCCUCUUCCCAUUUCGGAUCCUGACACCAAGCCACCUCCACUGCCCCCAAAGGCUAAGUGGAGAAGCAACAGUACUCACAGGACAGUUGUAGAUGUAGGAGAUCAGUUGAGGUCAAAACCUGGCUCCUCCAAGGUACCUGGAGGGAACUGGGAAGUCCCUUCUCCUCUUUCUGCUGGACGUACCUCCUGGCCUCCAGCUGUGGACAGGCCAGCAGACACUUUGAACUUUCCUGGCAGGAAUAAAAGGGAGAUGUCUUCUCCUCUGGCCUUCAGUAACAUGACCAACUUCCUUUUGCUGAGUCCUUCCUCCCCGGCUCCUUCCAUGACCCAGGCCCCACAGCAUUCUAUCCUGGGAGGAGUCCAGGCUGAACAUGGGCAAUCAGAAGGGACUUUGAGGACUUUGAGCAAAGGAGCUCUUCAAGGGGAUGGUAACGGGCCCCGGAGGUCAGAUCGAGGCAUGGUGCGGCAGUCGGGGAAACCCAGUCACCCGCCUUUGGAGAAAUCAUCCAGCUGGCCACACAGGAAAGAUCCUGGGAAAUUCUUGGAAGUGAGUGGUGAGCGCUCAGAGAGUCCUGCUGAGGAGCAGAACAAGACCAAGGGAUGGAACCGGCAAGGCCUGCGCAAACCAUCUGUCUUCCCUGGGGAAACCCUAGAUAGGGAAGGCCCCCCCAUGGAAAAACCUCCCUGUCCCUCAGACACGAUUGUUCUUCGAGAGAAGAAACCAAGGGAAGUAAUGGGUACUGUUGCCAGGCGCUGCUCAAAGUUCAUCAAUUCUUCCCACCUGCUUUAUCAGGAAUAUAGUGAUGUGGCUCUAAACAAAGAGAUCCAAAACCAGCAGAGGCUGGACAGCCUGAUCGAAGGGUCCAGCCCGGCUUCUCCCCGACAGCCCCGUAGAUCUCCAGUCACCCCAGACUCUUAUCUUCAGCGCCUCUCCAUUGCCUCCAGUGCCUCUUUGUGGCAAGACAUCCCCCGCGUCCGCAAUAGCACCAUGCUGCUGUCCAUGACUCACGAGAACCAAAAACUGCAGGAGGCCAAAUUUGAACUUAUCAUGUCAGAAGCUUCUUAUCUGCGAAGUCUUCAUGUGGCUGUAGACCAUUUCCAGCUCUCAUCACAGCUCCGGUCUACACUGUCUAACCAGGAACACCAGUGGCUCUUCUCUCGUCUACAAGAUGUGCGGGAUGUCAGCACCAUGUUUCUCUCGGACCUGGAAGAAAAUUUCGAGCAUGACAUCUUUACCUUCCAUGUUUGUGAUGUGGUCCUGACUCAUGCACCUGCUUUCCGGCGUGUCUACCUACCUUACGUCACCAACCAGACUUACCAGGAGCGCACUUUCCAAAGCCUGCUGAACAGCAACAGCAAUUUCCGGGAGGUCCUGGAAAAGCUAGAAAGUGACCCUAUCUGCCAGCGCCUUUCCCUAAAGUCUUUUCUGAUACUGCCCUUCCAGCGUAUUACCCGCCUCAAACUGCUGCUCCAGAAUAUUCUUAAGAGGACACAGCCUGGCUCCCCGGAAGAAGCAGAGGCCACAGAAGCACACCAUGCCUUGGAAGAGCUCAUCCGAGACUGCAAUAACAAUGUCCAGAGAAUGCGACGGACAGAAGAACUGAUCUACCUAAGUCAGAAGAUUGAGUUUGAGUGCAAAAUUUUCCCACUGAUCUCACAGUCACGAUGGUUGGUGAAGAGUGGGGAGCUAACAGCCCUUGAGUCCAGUGUGUCACCUGGGCUACGGAGGAAACUGGCCACUCGACCUGUCCACUUGCAUCUCUUCAAUGACUGCCUGUUAUUAUCACGGCCUCGAGAGGGCAACCGCUUCCUGGUGUUUGACCAUGCCCCUUUUUCAUCUGUGCGGGGGGAGAAGUGUGAAAUGAAGCUGCAUGGACCACACAAGAACCUCUUCCGCCUCUUCCUCCGGCACAACGCACAAGGCACCCAGGCCGAGUUCCUCUUUCGCACGGAGACUCAGAGUGAAAAGCUUCGCUGGAUCUCAGCGUUAGCUCUUCCAAGAGAGGAGUUGGACCUCUUGGAAUGUCAUGACUCCCCACAGGUUCAGUGUCUACGUUCUUAUAAACCUCGAGAGAAUGAUGAGUUGGCACUAGAGAAAGCAGAUGUGGUGAUGGUGACUCAGCAGAGCAGUGAUGGUUGGCUGGAGGGUAUGAGGCUGUCAGAUGGGGAGAGGGGCUGGUUCCCUUUGUCACAUGUGGAGUUCAUCACCAACUCUGAUGUUCGAAAGCGGAACCUGUCAGAGGCACAUAGAGUCAAGACUGCCAAAUUACAGCUGGUCGGACGCCAAAGAUAACUGCUACUCAGGGGCAUCCCCUUGGGCCUAUGGACGUGAUACUUCUAUGGAAGGGAGCAGUCAACUGCAGCACUGUAACAGAACCUGUCUGAAAACAAAAAUCAGCAAGCUGGACAUAAGCUUCAAACCUUCCACUCAUUGCCCAUUGGUGCAUGCAUGCAAGCAUGCAUAUGCACACACACACAAACACACACACUCACUAUAAAGAUAUAGGGCAAAGGGAUUUGGGGUGGGGCCUGGACUUUGGGAACCAUUUCUUUAAGGAAAUGUAACUAUCUGGGAGAUCUACCCUGGAGCCUGAGCCAAGGGGCUCCACUUCUAUGAAAUUUACCAGUUCCCGUUUUGAUAAUUUGGAGCUGGAGUUUCAAAUACUUUGUUCCAAACUCCCUCACUUCUUUCGCAUUCCUUUCCUUUGGGAACCAGCAUUGGGAAGGAGAUUAAGGUGCCUCUAGAGAUGGUGCCUCUGUGGAAAUGUGAGGGGAUAAUCUCUCACUCUAAUAAACUUGGCACUUUGAAAUUUUUCUUCCCAUGCUCCUUAGCACUCAGCAUUGUUCAUAACAUGGCUGGACUUCAGGGAGGAAUCCAGGUUCAGCUGGGUCUGGGUGCCAUGAAGGGCUGUCUGUAGACAGUGGGCGUCGAUUCUUGCGGCAGCUGUUGGUUCUUGCCUUGAUGCCACUCCCCCAGGGAUCUGGGCAGACUCACUCUUAGCUUUGACCUCAGGAAUGUACCUGUUUCUGGAUCUUGUGCCUCUUCCUGUAAUGAGUUAUGCCAGCAACACACUCCAGUUCUGAGGCCCGUGUUCUUGAGUGCACCAGUAAACUAUACUACACAC
Molecule: messenger RNA, 5846 nt
Organism: Phascolarctos cinereus (koala)
Lineage: Eukaryota; Metazoa; Chordata; Mammalia; Diprotodontia; Phascolarctidae
Gene: ARHGEF5
Product: Rho guanine nucleotide exchange factor 5
Biological process (GO): activation of GTPase activity; intracellular signal transduction
Cellular component (GO): nucleus; cytoplasm
Molecular function (GO): protein binding; guanyl-nucleotide exchange factor activity
Source: RefSeq, a predicted model, not a curated record